This is a messenger RNA of Harmonia axyridis, 3114 nucleotides long. RefSeq names its product transmembrane 9 superfamily member 2 (gene TM9SF2). Gene Ontology annotation, biological process: protein localization to membrane. The transcript has 6 exons. Gene Ontology annotation, cellular component: membrane. Bases 295 to 2256 code for a protein of 653 amino acids. NCBI's taxonomy places the organism in Eukaryota, Metazoa, Arthropoda, Insecta, Coleoptera, Coccinellidae. The record is from RefSeq and is a predicted model, not a curated record.
GCAAAUCCAAAUCAUCAAAAUAAUUUUUGAUAGGAAUAAAAUUUUCAUUUUAAAAAAAAUAUGGAUUUUGUCUUCUGAAAAUAACUUCGUUGAUUAAUUCGAUUUCAUAUACUGUAUAAAUAUAUAUAAAAUUUAUUUAGUAUAACAAUAAACUCCAUUGUUUUAAGUGAGCAACGCAAUGUGGUGACGUUUAUGUUUAAAAAUUAGAUAGCAAAGUUAUUAUCUUGUAUAAAUAGAGGAAUUAACUCUGAUGAUUGAGAAAAAAUAAAAAAGGCAUCCUCCGUAGAAAUCAAGAUGAUGGAAAGGGGAUUUUUCUUGUUUUGUUUUUUACAUCUAAUUUUCGGUAUCAGCGGCUUUUAUCUACCUGGACUUGCCCCUGUAAAUUUUUGUAAAAAACCGGAUGAAAUCAAUAAUUGUAAAUCCAAUGUGCUCUUAUAUGUUAAUCGACUGAAUACUGAAGAAAUGGUGAUGCCCUAUGAAUACAAUUAUUUUGAUUUUUGCCAAGCUGUUGGUGAUGUUUCAAACCCAACAGAGAACUUGGGUCAAGUCGUUUUUGGAGAAAGAAUAAAAGCAUCACCUUACAAAAUAAGUUUUAUGGAAAAUGUUACAUGCGCUACGGUAUGUAAGAAACAUUAUAACUCAGGAGAUACUAAAGCAGAAGCUGCUUUAAAAACUUUGAGGAAUGGCAUAAUUUUCAAUUAUCAACACCACUGGAUAGUUGAUAACAUGCCAGUAACCAACUGUAGAUUAGACAAUGACUUGAAGAGUCAAGUAUGUACCACAGGUUUUCCUAUGGGAUGCUAUGUUAGGAAUGGUAGAAAUACCUGCCCUGUAAAAUUAGAGAGAGCAGAUGCCUAUUACAUCAAUAAUCAUGUGGAUCUUACUAUUACUUUUCAUUCUGGCAAUAAAGAAGAGUGGGGUGCAAAAUUUCAAGAAAAUGGUGGACGAAUAAUUUCAGUUAAGGUCACACCUAGAAGUAUUAAUCAUGGCAGUGGACUGGACUGUAGUCAGGGCGCAGACUUGAUGGAAAUCCCUAUGAAAGUUCCACAAAAUGGAUUAGACAUAACAUAUUCAUACUCAGUGUAUUUUGUUCGUAACAAUGAUGUUAAAUGGUCAUCUCGUUGGGACUACAUUUUAGAAUCUAUGCCAAAUAUGAACAUUCAGUGGUUUAGCAUACUCAAUUCUCUCGUUAUUGUGUUAUUUUUGUCUGGUAUGGUGGCUAUGAUACUAUUGAGAACUCUACACAAGGAUAUAGCAAGGUAUAAUCAAAUAGAUAGCGGUGAAGACGCUCAAGAAGAGUUUGGAUGGAAAUUGGUACAUGGGGACGUUUUCAGGCCCCCUCGCAAAGGAAUGUUACUAUCUGUCUUGUUAGGUGCUGGUGUACAAGUAUUUUGUAUGACCUUGGUAACUCUGGCAUUCGCCUGCCUUGGAUUCUUGAGUCCCGCCAAUAGGGGAGCUCUCAUGUCUUGCGCCAUGAUUUUGUAUGUUCUAUUAGGUUCUCCUGCAGGAUACACUUCUGCCAGGAUCUACAAAAGUUUUGGAGGUGAAAAGUGGAAGUCUAAUGUGUUACUCACUUCGAUGCUUUGUUCUGGCAUUGUUUUUGGACUAUUUUUCAUAAUGAAUCUGGUGUUAUGGAGUAAAGGAAGUUCUGCAGCAAUUCCUUUCAGUACCUUGGUAGGGUUGCUCUCUAUGUGGUUAUUGGUUUCUGUGCCUCUUACAUUUGUAGGAGCGUUCUUUGGCUUCAGAAAAAGGCCUUUGGAGCACCCAGUGAGAACAAAUCAAAUUCCUAGGUUGAUUCCCGAUCAAUCUGUCUAUACUCAACCGCUUCCGGGAAUCGUCAUGGGAGGUAUCCUGCCGUUCGGCUGCAUUUUUAUCCAGCUUUUCUUCAUAAUGAACUCAAUAUGGUCUUGGCACAUGUACUACAUGUUUGGUUUCUUGUUCCUGGUGUUCAUCAUACUUGUCAUAACAUGUGCUGAAACUACCAUUCUGUUGUGUUAUUUCCACUUGUGUGCGGAAGACUAUCACUGGUGGUGGCGUUCCUACCUAACCUCCGGUUUCACAUCUGUGUACCUUUUCCUCUACUGCUGCCACUAUUUCUUCAGCAAGUUGCAGAUUGAGGAUCUGGCUUCUUCAUUUCUUUAUUUCGGAUACACACUGAUCAUGGUGUUCUUAUUCAACUUAUUGACUGGCACUAUCGGUUUUUUCGCGUGUUUCUGGUUCAUAAGGAAGAUAUACAGUGUGGUAAAAGUGGACUGAGCAGAUUAUUCGUUCAUAUUAUAGGAUUUUAUUAUUAACAUACUCGGUAUUUUGGAUUGAAGCAAGAAAGGCUGCUGAGGCUACUGAGAAGAUCCAUAUUAUGUAUUCUCAUCAAAAAACAAGAUUUCAUUUCAGUUCUGAAUGAUCUCUUAAAAUUUUAGAGACUGUCAUGAAAUUAAAGUGUAGAACAUUUUGUAUACUUUGUUAACUGAUUGGAAUUAAACAAAAUAAAUAAUUUUAACUUUAUUGAUCUGUUGGGAGCUUUAAAAGAGAAUAAUGAGAAAUGUACAAAUAUUCAAUUCAUGGCUCUAGAUUAUUUCUCAACUUUUUGAUUAUUAAUAAUUUUCAAAGUUGUGGAAUUAUAUUCUUUGAAAUAUUUAAUACAUUCUUUUGAAAUAUAUUCUGUUUGAAAUUAUUGUAGAAUAUGUUUCUCACAUUUUUCUCACAACUGCACAAAUGAAAUAAAGGACAUUUAACACUUGCAAGUUUAUUUGUUGCAUCCAAUUUGAACUCUAUUACCAAAAAUUGUUAUCUGGAUCAUUCAACCCUCUUCCAAUAUUUUAUUGUAUUAAAUGAAAAAAUGGUGCAAUCAGAAUUGAUUUUCCGUUUGGGUUAGAAAGAAGCUUCAUUUUUUUGAUGUAAAAUAUUUUCAAUAUCAUUGCAUAGUCCAGAUUUAUAUAUUAUAUAUUUAUGUAAUAGAGAUUACUUAAAAUAAAGUGUCUACUUAAAAAAGGGAAUUUUUUAUUUGUUCUUGUAUAACAUUGCUGUGAAGUCUUCCCAAUAAACAUAUUAUGUAUUUUAUCUCUUUGUUAGAUUCACCUUUGUAAAGUGGAAGUGAAUAUACUUUUACAUCAUGAA